AUGUCUGAACACAAUAAGCACAAUGAAAAUGACGACGGUUCCAUUUCCCUCGAAUCUAUUGAGUCUAACUAUCCGAUAGAAAACGUCAUACCUUUACACCAAGAAGACAAUAACACCCAAUCACUGCUGCAACUCAACAAUAACCAAGUUGGUAGAACCACAUCAUCGUCUUCAAGAUCUUUAAAGUCUACUAAAUCUCAUAGAAUACCCAUUAAAGAUAGAAGAGGGUUAUUGGGAAAAAUCACUCUAUUACCAGAAUACGAUGAUGCUAGAGAAUACCCCAAUAGUGUCAAAUAUACCAUUGUAGUGGUUAUAGCCUUUGCAUCACUUGCUGGUCCCUUUGGGACUUCAAUCAUGUUACCAGCAAUCGAUGACAUCGUCAAGGAUCUUCAUACCGAUGAAACCAUGGUCAAUAUUUCAGUGGGUAUAUACUUAUUAUCUUUGGGGAUCUUUCCUAUUUGGUGGAGCAGUUUCCUGGAACGUUAUGGUCGUCGUACGGUUUAUUUGGUCAGCUUUACAUUAUUCUUUGCAUUCUCUGUUGGUGCAGCCUUUGCUCCAACCAUAUCUGCAUUAAUAGGUCUUAGAGUUCUCCAAGGUGGAUGUUCGGCUUCUGUCCAAGCGGUAGGUGCUGGAACCAUUGGUGAUUUGUUCAUACAACAAGAAAUGGGUAGGGCCAUGGGUCUCUACUAUUUAGGACCGCUCCUUGGUCCAUUUUGCGCUCCAAUCAUUGGUGGGGUUGUUGGCCAAGUCUGGGGUUGGAGAGCUACUCAAUGGUCGUUGGCUAUUGUUUCCGGUGUUAAUGUCAUUAGUAUCUUGUUCUUAUUACCAGAAACGUUGAGGAAACCAGACGUCUCAAUAUUAAGGAAUCAACAGGAUGCUCUUGAAAAGGAUCAAGAUAUUCACACGCAGUCACUGCAACAACUACAACAACAGAUUAAUAUUGACGAAUCGGCAAUCAUUGAUCCAGUAAUGCCCUCUUUGUCCAGAUUAUCAACCAAUAUGUCUCAAUAUUCUCGAAGAUUGGCAGCUGAAGCUCUUCAAGAGGACCUUCAAAGAACAAAACUGAGAUUAGAGGAACGACAAGGACGACAAAAUACAUCUAAAUGGGAAAAUACCAAACAUACCUUGUAUGAUUUGUUUGUGCGUCCAACUCAUAGUCUUAUUCUAUUAUCUCAUCCUCCAGUUGCAUUGGUUAUUACAUACUCAGCUAUUUCAUUCAUGACACUUUAUUUCUUGAACAUGGCCAUUUCAUGGUCGUACGCUAGAGAACCGUAUAAUUUUAAGGUCAUUAUAAUUGGGCUAAUGUAUAUCCCCAAUUCAAUCACUUAUAUUAUUGCUUCAGUUCUAGGAGGAAGAUGGAUCGAUAGAUUGUUAAGAGACUAUGCUAAGACUCAUAAUGGAAGAUUAGAUCCGGAAUCAAGAUUAAGUUGGAAUGUGGUAUUAGCAAUCUUUAUGUUCAUGCCAGCUUGUUUAAUUUUUGGUUGGACUAUUAAAUAUGGCUGUCAUUGGGCAAUUCCUUUGAUAGGCACAGCUCUUUUCGGUGCAGCAACAAUGUUACUAAUUGGUGCCAUGGUAACUUAUCUAGUCGAUACCUUACCAGGAAGAGGUGCAACUGGUGUUGCAUUAAACAAUUUAAUCCGUCAAAUCUUUGCUGCUGUUGCAACGUUUGUUGUUGAGCCCAUAUUGAGUAAAAUUGGCCAGGGAGUUCUAUUUAGUAUUCUCAGUGGUAUUUUGCUUGUUUCAUCCGUACUUCUUUUAAUCGUUAAAUGGAAGGGUCAGUACUUUAGAGAUCAUUCCAAAUUGGCUCUGUUAUACGAGAAGUUGUAA
Molecule: messenger RNA, 1827 nt
Organism: Lizanozyma spartinae
Lineage: Eukaryota; Fungi; Ascomycota; Pichiomycetes; Serinales; Debaryomycetaceae
Product: Qdr3p
Exons: 1
Coding region: 1-1827 (608 amino acids)
Biological process (GO): transmembrane transport; intracellular polyamine homeostasis
Molecular function (GO): polyamine transmembrane transporter activity
Source: RefSeq, a predicted model, not a curated record